Thamnophis sirtalis is the source of this 7855-nucleotide messenger RNA. NCBI's taxonomy places the organism in Eukaryota, Metazoa, Chordata, Lepidosauria, Squamata, Natricidae. The record is from RefSeq and is a predicted model, not a curated record.
CUCCUCCUCCUCUUGGGAAGAGAGGGUACGAUGGCGACGGCGGCUAGCCCGGCAGUGGUGGUAGAGGUGAGCGUGAGCAGCACCGGGAGCAGCAGCAGCGACACUUCCAGCACGGGCGAGGAGGAGAGGAUGCGGCGCCUCUUCCAGACGUGCGAUGGGGACGGCGACGGUUUUAUCAGCAGGAAUGAUUUGCUGAUGGUGUGUCGCCAACUGAACAUGGAAGAAUCUGUGAUUGAAAUCAUGCAUCAGCUUGGUGCAGAUGAACAUGGAAAAAUUUCCUUUCAAGAUUUCACACGAUGUCGUAUGCAGCUUGUGCGAGAAAUCAGAAAGGAAGAAGUGGAACUUUCUGUGAAAGUGGAUGACCCAUGUAAAAAGAAAACAUUAAGGGAUAGAAUAGCUUCAUGGCCAACCAGCAGCAAUAACAGUUUAGGUGCCCUUUCUGGAGCUAGAGAGAGUUGGGAAUACGAUUCUGGAGCUAGAGAUCUUCAAAGCCCUGAUUUGCAUAGUUGUUCAAUUUUACAAAAGCCAUUUGAAUAUGGUGGGAAUACUAUGAAUCAACAAGUUGUCCUUCAAAGAUUGCUUACACAGGCCACCAAUCUAAGCAAUUCAGUCGGAGGAAGUUAUCUAGAACUUGCCAACACUUUCCACUUAGCAGCCCUGGCAUCUUUGAAAGGCGACAUCGUUGAUCUUAAUAAGCGCUUACAGCAAACAGAACGAGAGAGAGAUUUGUUGGAAAAGAAAUUGGCAAAAGCCCAGUGUGAGCAAUCUCACCUAAUGAGGGAGCAUGAAGAUGUGCAAGAGCGUACAACGCUUCGUUAUGAGGAACGGAUCACAGAGCUUCAUAGCAUUAUUGCAGAGCUAAAUAAGAAAAUAGAUCGACUGCAAGGAACUACUAUAAGAGAAGAAGAUGAAUAUUCUGAACUGCGAUCAGAACUUAGUCAGAGUCAACAUGAGGUCAAUGAUGAUUCACAUAGCAUGGACCAAGAUCAGACCUCUGCUUCACUUCCAGAAAACCAGUCAACUAUUGUCACAGCUGACAUUGAUACCUGUAGUGACUUAAACUCUGAAUUGCAGAGAGUGCUGACAGGACUGGAGAAUGUUGUCUGUGGGAGAAAGAAGAGCAGCUGUAGCUUGUCUGUGGCAGAUGUUGACAGGCAUAUUGAACAGCUCACUACUGCCAGUGAACACUGUGACUUGGCCAUCAAGACAGUUGAGGAGAUUGAAGGUGUGCUUGGCCGAGAUUUGUACCCAAACUUGGCUGAAGAAAGGUCACGAUGGGAGAAGGAACUAGCAGGUUUGAGGGAAGAGAAUGAAAGCUUAACGGCUAUGCUGUGCAGCAAGGAAGAAGAAUUAAACAGAACUAAGGCCACCAUGAAUGCUAUCCGCGAAGAACGAGACAGAUUACGCAGAAGGGUCAGAGAACUACAGACUCGAUUACAGAGUGUCCAGGCAACAGGGCCAUCAAGUCCAGGUCGCCUCACUUCUGCAAACCGUCCCAUUAAUCCUAGUACUGGAGAAUUAAGCACCAGCAGCAGUAGUAAUGACAUCCCCAUUGCUAAGAUUGCAGAGAGAGUGAAGCUUUCAAAGACAAGAUCAGAAUCUUCAGCAUCUGACCGUCCUGUCCUGGGAUCAGAAAUCAGCAGCAUAGGAGUAUCCAGUAGUGUGGCAGAACAUUUGGCACAUUCUCUUCAAGACUGUUCCAAUAUUCAAGAGAUUUUCCAAACACUCUACUCACAUGGAUCUGCUAUCUCUGAAAGCAAAAUUAGAGAAUUUGAAGUAGAAACAGAACGGUUGAACAGUCGCAUCGAACACUUAAAAUCUCAGAAUGAUUUAUUGACAAUAACUCUGGAAGAGUGUAAGAGCAAUGCUGAAAGGAUGAGCAUGUUGGUUGGAAAAUAUGAAUCCAAUGCCACAGCCCUCCGCUUGGCAUUGCAAUACAGUGAACAGUGCAUUGAAGCCUAUGAGCUGUUGCUAGCAUUGGCUGAAAGUGAACAGUCUCUCAUUCUUGGACAAUUCAGAGCUGCAGGUGUUGGGUCUGUCGGGGAUCAAACAGGGGAUGAAAGCAUCACCCAGAUGCUUAAAAGAGCCCAUGACUGUAGGAAAACAGCUGAGAACGCAGCCAAAGCCCUGUUGAUGAAAUUGGACGGAAGCUGUGGGGGAGCCUACGCAGUUACUGGCUGUAGCGUACAGCCCUGGGAGAGUCUUUCUUCCAACAGUCAUACCAGCUGUCUCCCCCAACAGGAAGAAAUGGCAGAGCUGAAAGCACAGCUGUACUUGCUAGAAAAAGAGAAGAAAGCUCUCGAGUUGAAGCUGAGCAGUCGAGAAGCUCAGGAACAAGCAUAUUUGGUCCACAUUGAGCACCUAAAGUCAGAAGUAGAAGAGCAAAAAGAACAGAGAAUGAGAUCGCUUAGCUCAACUAGUAGCAAUAGCAAAGACAAGUCAAGUAAGGAGUGCACAGAUGGCACAUCAGCAUCAUUAACACUAACUGAGCUCAGAUCUUACAAUGAAAGUGAGCUGACUACAGAAUUGGCAAAUGCCCUCAGACGAGAAAAGAAACUGAAAGGCAGAGUGCAAGAGUUGGUGAGUGCCUUAGAAAGACUAACUAAGAGCAGCGAAAUUCGGCAUCAGCAGUCUGCAGAAUUUGUUAAUGACUUGAAAAGAGCAAACAGUAACCUUGUUGCUGCCUAUGAGAAAGCAAAGAAGAAGCACCAAAACAAACUGAAGAAACUGGAAUCCCAGAUGAUGGCAAUGGUGGAAAGACAUGAGACUCAAGUCAGAAUGCUCAAACAAAGAAUUGCUUUGCUGGAAGAAGAGAACUCAAGACCCCAUACCAAUGAAACAUCCCUUUAAGAGAGAUUAGUUUUCUUUAAAUCCAUGUGCCAUUACAGAAAUGACUCUUUACAAGACUCAUUGAGAUAGUAGUUGUGAAAUUGAUACAAACCAGGCAAAGUUGGAGAUCAGUACCUCAUAGUGAGAUUGCAACUUCAACCAUACACAGCCAUGGGCAGGAGCCCCCAACCUAAUGUUUUUGUAUAAUUGAGCAUACUCAGUGCCUGAUGGUAAAUGUAUCAGUUUAUCACGUUUCCAAUGUAAUAGUUUUACUGAUAUUGUUACAGAUUCUCUUAUAAAUUUCGAAUUUGUAUAAGUAAAGUAUAUUCCUCUUCUCUUAAUUGUUGAAUGCUCUCUUUGGAGUAUACCAUAACAAUGAAGCAAUGCUGGAGCACCAGUGCAUUCAUAGCUAUCAUUUGGAUAAUAGCAUUUCUUUUCCCCUUUUCUUUUGUCGUUCAUUCUGCAUUCUCCCUUAUAAAGCAAAGCAGGUAUCUGUAGCCAGCCUCAAGGUACAUAGCAGAUCAAGCCUUAGCACACAACUGGAUUUUACUCUUGCUUUUUCAGGUGAUGGGAAAUCACAAUAAGUACUGCACAUAUAUAGUUAUUGCAGUGAUGAAGGUGUAAGUUGCUGAAUAGCUGUUGUAACUCAAAUCAAAAGGAAGAUAUAGUGGAAAGGUGAUUUUAAAUUGAGCUUUUGAAGACUAAAUUAGUUCUAGCUUUUUGCUUCUCAUUAAAUAGCAGUAAGAAUACGCGCAAUGAAAGAAUUAUAUGUCAAACCAACUGGAAUAACUUCUUUCACACUAUAACUAUUUUUCUGUCUGAUACUGCAGUGUCGUUUUUAGGAUGUGCCCACUGAAAAUGCCCCAGAAUUAUCCUGUUGCAUGGUUUGGUAAACCUGCAGUUGGCCACAUCAGUCAGUCAUGCGAAUAGAAUCCAUGGUAAUUCUGAGGCUAACCAUCUAAAUCUAACCAUCUAAAUCUAAAUCUAACCAUCUAGUGCAGUAUUUCUCAAAUAUGGCAAUUGUAAGAUGUAUGAGCUUCAUCUCCCAGAAUUCAUCAGUUUGGGAAACACUCAUCUAUUAUCUAAAGACAAGCUAUUUCACUGCUGCUAUCCGUCACAAAUAAGAGGUUGUUUGUAGCAGUCAGGCAUUUAUAAAAGAGACGAAGGAGUAUAUUGCUGGACAAUUUCUAAUCCUUUGCACUCCGUUAUAAAUUACUUGAGUGUUGCAAAAUAUUCUAGAAUGGUCUGUGUAGGAUCUUAGGUGAGAGAUCCAUAAAACUACGGUAACUAUAAUUCAGUGAUUUAUUUCCAAAAUAACAAAAUUCUACCUUCCUCAUUUUACUUUUUUAUUUUCUGAUUGAAACCAGCAUAAAAUGUUAAGGAAUGUGCCUGAGUAAAAGAAUGUAAAUGUACUUCCAAAAAAUGUUAUGGGAACAUUUCCAGCGGGGAUCAGUUAUGAUGCUAAUACUGUCCACUUAGCUCAGUAAACCGUAUCAAUUAGAAUUACAAGAGAAUGCAGUAUUAUGUCCCUUAAAUUUUAAAGCCUUUUUAAAUUGAAUUGUCUUUCUAUUCUAUUUUUCUUUUGUGAUAUAGCAUAAGUGCAGCAAUAAUUCUUUUUUCUUUAGUCUGCUGUAUAGAUAUUGGACAUUAAUCUUUUAAGGAUAAUCCUCAAUCGUGCCAGAUGCUGUGCUGUGGUGACUUCCUCUUAGAAUGGUUUCUCCUUGUACUGAUUCUUGGAAAGACUACAGUAAGACCAAUAGUCCUAUCAAUCUCUUCUUAGUCUUUUGAGUGUUCUUUCAUUUAAUCUUUGUAGGCAAUUUAAUACCCUUUUCAAUCAAAAUGAAAUUUUUCUUGCUCCUCUCUUUUAUAGUGAAGAUCAGCACCUAACCAUGUUUUCAAAUGAACCAGGUUAGCUAUUAAUUAGAAACAUUACAUUAUCUCAACUUGGAGCCAAAUAAGAACCAUGUAAAAUUUAUUUAAAAUAAACCCUGUGCGUUUGAAUCUGGUAUAGACAGAACAUUCCAGAUUGCCAUUUCCAAAUGUGGAGUUUUUGUACCAUGCAGGAAGCUCUUGCCUCAUGAGUAUCUGAACUGAUCUCUAUGACAGGUUUGGGAAGAAAAGUAUAGGAAAGAAAAACACCCCCUGAAGUUAGCAUUGAUUAUAUCUUUUUCAUCCAAUAGAGAAAAAUGGCCUUCUGCUCACCAACAUGAUCAUGACAGAUAUUGACUGUGAUAUCCUUCGCCCAUGAUUCUCCCCGUCUCCAUGUGAUACCCAGGGUAUUGCUCUGCAACUUAUUCACAUUAGACUUCAUUUGGGCCAGUUUUCUUGCCUUUUUCCUGCUUAGCAUUUUUCAACAUAGUACAUCUGUUUUACAAUAAAUGCUAUGAUUGUUGGGCAAAACUACACCAACUCCCAUUAUCCAAGCAAAUCAGAUAUUUAUAAGCAAGAUUUUUCAUGGAAAAUAUAGUAAAAAGUGAGGGGAAUUCAUCUCUCUGAUUCCUUUUCUUUUCACAAAUUGUAAACCACAAGUAAUUCUGAAAAAAGAUUAUUCAUUCCCAUUUUAAAAUUUCUUAUUGCAUGAUUUAGUAUUUUUAUCAUUUUACUUAGAGUAGUCUAAUUGUCUCAAUCAUUCUGGGUUUUAAUUUGUUUUUUGAUUAGCAAUAAUUCUUAUUAGAAAUUGCUAAUUUGAAAAAUAUGUACUUCUGGUACAUGGAAGUAAUUUAUUUCAUUCACUUUUUUUCUAUCUACCAUAGUUAGAAAUCUUCAAAACUGUACUGUGAGCUACAUUAUACAUUCCAUACUUUACUUAUAAUUCUUAACCUAUUUUAGCUGACAUACCAUUCAGCUAAUUUUCCAUAAGGUAUGGUUCAAAGCACUUUUAAAAAUAAGGUGAGACUUGUAACAAGGAAAUGCAAAUCUGACAUUUGAACUGCAACUGUGGAGGAUGGCAAGCUGUAGCUUAAUCAUGUAAACACUAAAAAAUGCAUACUGAAUACUAUACAUCAAGUCUUUCAAAAUAUAUUUGUUUCAAAAUUGUCUAUUUUCAGCUUGUGUACCACAUCAAACUAUAUUUAAGGAAGCUGAAUUUGUAUAUUGAGUAUAAUGCUUAAAUUGAAGAGAAAUAAUAGCUAAGGCUAGAGUUCACAUCGUCAGCUUCAUCUAUGGAAAGGGAGUAAAUAGUCUGAACAAAAGAUUUGUAACUUAGUACUUUUUCACUUCCAUUCUUUAGUAAUCAUUAAGUAAUUUUUUGGCUUUAGUUAUCGGACUUCACAGAAUCCUUUACUACACUAAUGUAGGCAAGCUUGGAUGUAUGUCAGCUAAGAAGAAAUAACAAAUUGAUUGCAACUAAAUAAGGAUUGGAAUGUUUUGCCCUGCACUUCAUUCCCUACAGCUUUCCUAUAUCUGCCUUCUAAUACAAUUAAUAUAUUUCAGUGUUGCACAUUUUCCUAAUGAGUAUGUGAAGAAUAGGUGGCCAAAUGCAUACAGGAUGAGGAAAAUGAAGUUUAUGUACAUUCCUGUGUUCAGUUUACUUAGUCCUGUUUUAGCACGGGGUUGGACUAGAAGACCUACAGGCCGGGGACCUUCCCUAGGAUUCUAUGAUUCAAUUGGAGUUCAGAUGAAUCCCAGCAAAGCUACAGCAAAUGCACUAUUCAGAACAACAGGAAUACAUUGAUCAACUGAUGUGGUGUGGCCUUCAUUUUCCAACACUACCGCAUCAAAACUUUCUGCCAAACUAAGCAAAUCAGCCAGGAAGCUAGUCUUUGAUCAGCAUAGCUAUAAUUGCAUGUUUGAAAGUUAACCACUGAGAGCUCCUGUAGAUAUUAGAGCACCUCUAUAUACCAAUAACGUCUUCCAGCAGACUUUUUUUAUUGUGUUGUUCAUUUCCUGCAUAGGCAAACAUUUCUUUUCCUCUCUCAAAGGUAAGCAUGCUUUCUCUGCUCUAGGGCUAUUGUCAUCCUUUGGCAUAGAUAAUAGAUCACACUGGCAGGUUUUUCUGGAUUUACUGCUUUUGAUACCAGUUACAACAUUUUUCAAACUGCCUUAUCUAGGCUUUUGGGUUUUUUAUCCACAGUUGAUGGUGUCAGAUUCUUUUGAUUCCAACAUCUGUUACAAGAGCUAACUGCUUUUUAUCUGUUUUCUUGCUGGCUGGAUAGACAUUAUGUAGAUUGACUGAAAUGUUGCAUUCGGAUAUUAAAUGCCAAGGAUUGAUGACCCCGCUAAUCAUUAAACAUAAGAAUGUUUGAAUUUUCUUAUGAAAUGUUCUUACAAAAUAGGCAUUUGCAACUUCAAGACAUCUUAAGCAACGCUAUCAUUUUUAUCCCAAAAUAAAGUAAUAGCUUUUGUACCUCCAAGCUUUAGUAAACCCACUCAGAUGAGAAAAUAUAGUUCAUUACAUAUAGUUCUUGCAUUAGAUCUUUGGUUGCAUUUUUUUUUUACAAUUUUCAUGAUAUCAGAAUAGAAUUUGGGUGGCUAUAACAAAAAAAUCUACAGUAACCAAAUAUGAUGAGAAUGUCAGUAAAACAAACUAGUUUUCGUUUGCAUGUAGAUUAUAGAAGAUUGCUGGUUAAUUUGGAAAUGACAACAUAGAGACCAAUAGCAUGAAUUAUCCUGAUCUAGUUUGGCAGUUAGUUUCCAUAGUCUUGCUCAGAAAACCAGAGUCAGCCUUGUGUUGCUAACAAAUCAUAUGAUCAGGACAUACAUAGAUAAAAUACACUGACUAGCCUCUCUGUCCCUACAGGCAAAAGUGAUUGUCAGCACAUAUAAAUUAAAACCAUUACUCCAUAUCCCAGUAGAGUUAUGAAAGAAUGUUAACUUAAAACAGUUCACUACAAACCUUCAUGGUAUUUCAUUCCAAAUUUGCCUAUGACAGCAUUGAUUCAACAAGCAUUAAAAGGCUUUUGAGUUAUCUACAAAGUCUAGUUUCAGUGCUUUAAUUUGACAUACUUUAUUUGAGCAUGUUAAUGGCUCUGAAUAAGAAAUAACUGAAUUAUAUUUACUAUGAAUUUUUAAAAAAAUUAAUCACAAG